Molecule: messenger RNA, 1752 nt
Organism: Drosophila innubila
Lineage: Eukaryota; Metazoa; Arthropoda; Insecta; Diptera; Drosophilidae
Exons: 4
Coding region: 175-1578 (467 amino acids)
Source: RefSeq, a predicted model, not a curated record
CUAAGCAUAUUUUUCAACACUGCCUGCAAACAGCUGUCGUAAAUUUUUUGUUUGUUAUGAAGCGAAAUUUUAUCAAUUUUGUUUUGUCUUAAAAAAUAGAAGAAGUCCGCAAAUCAAUUAUCGCGAAAGAGCAUCUGCGUGUGGAUAAAGUCUAAUUUGGUCUCUACAGGAGUCAUGGCUGAAGAGCCGUCAACAGCCCCAAACACGCCCCCAACGCCCACUGAAGAAACGGCCGACAUAUUUAAAUUAAACAAUGAUUGCCUAGAAUGUAUAUUCGAGAGACUGCAGGAUCUGCGCAGCGAGGUUGCCUUUGCCAAAGUUUGUGAACGCUUUCAAUGGAUCUGCUUGAACCGUUGGCGCAGUUCUCAUGCCUACGAUUACCUGGAUAUGGAAAAGUGGCGCGAACUGUUGCCCAACUAUGAUGACCUAUGCUAUUUUAUACGGCAAAUGCGUCCGUUUAUUAAGGUCAUGAAUGUCUCCAGCUGUUUAUGCACAUUGUUGAGAGACUUGGAUGAAAUGCAAAUAUACGUGUUGCCCAAUGUGACAAGCUUCUAUUAUGAUCCCGAGGACAUGGACUGUUAUCCAUCGGAUCGUAGCAUAUAUAAAAUGGCUAAAAUGAUGCCAAACUUGCUGAGACUGCGUCUCACGACGCCCAUUCAGGGGCGUUACCUGUCAAAUUUUCGGUAUCUGGAGGAGCUGCACUUGUACGAAGAUCAACACAAGGCGUAUGAAUUGCAACAGGAAUAUCUCGAUGAAAUCUGCAGUCAGCUUCCUAAUCUGAAAGUGCUGGACAUUCGCAUGUACGAUGUUAUAAGCAAGCUGCGUCUCAACAACUGUGUGGACUACCUUAAGAAUCUCAGCAUUUUAAAGCUUAAUCUUGCGACCCUUAAAUCGGUUUUACCAAAUGUGUUGAAGCUACCAGCACUUAAACAGUUAGUGGUGCUACUGGACACCGAGUGGUCCAUACCACCUUUGGCUAGUGUUGAUACCUUCGAUCAUAAAAUUCGUGAAGUGCGCGAAUUCUAUGAGAUUAUGGAGCGCAAGGCACCGGACAUUGUGGGAUUUGCCGUUGAUGGUUAUUACAUGCCCCUGGAGCCUGGCUGGGACGCAGAUCUGCCCAUAUGGUCGCAUAGAAAACUUAAACGAUUGGCAAUUUGCAGUUGGACACAUGGCAUUGAUUUUCUAGAGCGCUACACAUGCAUGACAAAUCUACAGAUGCUCUGUCUACGAAACUGGACAUAUUUGUGCGAUGAUAUGCUUUUAAAAUUCAUCGAAUUGUGUCCACAUCUACAUCAUCUUGAUGUCUCCUACUGUCGAGAGUUGACACCCAAUUUUCUGCACCGUGCACUCAACAUUUUAAAGCAGCGAGAGUCAACUAAACAACGUGGUGGAUUCACGAUUGUUCGACCUCUACUUCUUUACUAUGUUUUAUGUGGAUUUGAGGAUUAUGUUGAUUUAAAGGAACUUAAAACUUCACCAGACUACAAGGAUUACAUUAUGUUUAUGGACGAAUUUCCCGUUAGCUCCGAGCGGGGUCUCAGCUUUGUGGAUCGUGGCUAUCAGUUUGACUUUGAGUAAAGCGGCUGGCUGCAACUUUUCUUGUAUAUAUCAAACAGCGCAUCAUUUAUUGUAUAUUUUUUUUAUUUUCGUAACAUACUAUAUUUUGUAAAUUUAUUAUUUGUGUUAAGCAAAAGACAAAUAGUACGACAAUUGCAUAAAUACAACACAUUUAAUUAUGUAUAUGUACAAAAA